This is a messenger RNA of Mesorhabditis belari, 711 nucleotides long. Lineage: Eukaryota; Metazoa; Nematoda; Chromadorea; Rhabditida; Rhabditidae. The record is from the annotation of a GenBank genome assembly.
AUGUUUUGCAAACUGCCGAAAUUUUUUCUUUAUGACAAAGCCGAUCAGGAAAGUAGUCAGGUGAUUCGAAUGAUCUUCUCGAUUGCGAAUAUUCCGUACGAGAUGAAAGAAGUCGAUGAGAUCACGAUUCAAGAUCUUCCACUCCGAAGUGUGCCAGUGUUGGAGAUUGAUGGAGCUAAAAUCGGAAACGCUACCACAAUUUGUCGACAUUUGGGAUGGAGAUUUGAUCUUUCCGGUCAAACAGCGCUCGAAGAUUCGAUGGUUGAUAUGAUCGCUGAAACGAUUCACGAAGCAAAACAAAAACUUCAACCCUGGCUCGAUCAUAUCGAAUACAAAAGUAUCGACUAUUCAAAGCCAGAGUGCUCGGAUCGAUACGCGUUAGAGUAUCUAGACGGUUAUUUGGGACCGAUCAUUGAGAAUAUUUUACUUAAAAGUGGCUCAUCGUGGCUUAUUGGACAUAAGAUGACAUGGGCUGAUCUAAUGGUGGCUUCUUUAUUCAACUCGAUCAUCUAUCAUCGACCAAAUUUCUUCCACAGCUAUCCAAACAUUUAUUUGCAUAAUAAAAAGGUAGCUGAACUGGAAUCCCUCGAGGGAAUGUUGUAUUGUGUGCGGGAUCGAAUGGUCGAUGUUUCCCUCUUUCGUCAUGUCAAACCACUCUCCACGACGAUCACGCAAAAAACGAUUCCCGAAAGUCAGCUCACCGCAUGCACU